Molecule: messenger RNA, 1864 nt
Organism: Solenopsis invicta (red fire ant)
Lineage: Eukaryota; Metazoa; Arthropoda; Insecta; Hymenoptera; Formicidae
Gene: CPR16
Exons: 4
Coding region: 153-1166 (337 amino acids)
Cellular component (GO): chitin-based extracellular matrix
Molecular function (GO): structural constituent of chitin-based larval cuticle
Source: RefSeq, a predicted model, not a curated record
CCGAGAGCUUACACUCUCACACCCGUUAGCCGACUCUCACCGGGAUUAUCCUAGGCGAGUGAAAAAGAAAAGCCCGCGAUCGAAGGGCCCGCGAUCCGCUAGCCACGAUCGAGCGACGGUUCACCGCCGGCCUGAUUCAACCGAGGACGAUCAUGAUAUUCACAAUUUUGUGCAGCCUCGUCAUCGGACGAUCCAUCGCUUUGCCGCUCGCCAAUGUUUGGCUGAGUCCGAUACCGGCCCUUUCGCCGUUAAGGCAGUACCACAUACAAGACGGAUCGGGAUCUUACCAAUACUCCUUCACGGGGCCUCAUCACGCCAAAGCGGAAACUACCUUGAACGGCGUCACGCAGGGUGGAUAUUCCUACAUCGACGCAAAUGGAAUUUUGCAAACGGUCUCGUAUACGGCGGACGAUAAGAACGGAUUUAGAGUCAGCGCGAGCAAUCUGCCGCAACCACCCAAAGAUGAGGUACAAACUGUACGAGACACGCCGGAGGUAGCCGCGGCAAAGAGAAAUCAUCUUGACGAGCUGCAGAAGGCCAAUUGGCAGGAUCCGAAUAUUCUGUCGUACAAAAUCGUCCCGUCGUACUUUAGCUUCGCCCAAAUCCAGCCGGACAACAGCAACAGCAACAGCAAAGCCGAGCUAAAUUCGAAGACGCGAGAGUUUGAGAGUACCAACAAUCCGUUCCUGCUGCCAAGAUCGGAGGCAGAAAAAAUCAACGUACCCAAACCGGAUCCGAGUCUCUCGAAGGUAUCGCCCACGUCUUCGGGCCCCACCAGCACAAUUGCCUCGUCAUUAUCCACUCCGAAACAGAACACGCUUCUCGACGACGAAAAUACGUCAAAUCAGAACGUCUUCCAUCUGAAGAAACUGACGCCGUUCUCCAGCAUUCAGAAACGGGUAGCCUUGCCUGCCCCGUACGUACUUCCGGUGGUGCCUUACAGAUUGCUUCACAGCUCGCUGCAUCACACCCAGGACUCCCUGGGCCAGUACGAUUACAGUUACACCGGGGACUCGAGCGCCAAAACCGAAUCCAGGUCGCUAGACGGUACCACCAGGGGUGCCUACAGUUACAUCGAUCCCAACGGGAUUCUUCAGCAAGUGCAUUACAUUGCCGAUCAUAAUGGAUUCAGAGUCAUGGCAACUAAUCUGCCCGAAGCGAAGUGAUGAUCAUGUCGGCGCCGUAGAAAAUGUCCCGUGGGACGCAACAGCUUUCGAAACGCGAUGUUAUACACCAAACAUUAAUACUGUACACAGUUUCCUGAAUUUCGAAUUUGUCAACGAAUCUCAACCUCGCGCGAAAUAAUUUCGGGCAUUCCAAAGAGACGAAAUUUUUAUUUAUUUCGAUUAAGAGAUUUAUUUCAUUUAGGAGAAGAAGGCGAAGAAGAUAAAAGGCGAAAAAAUAAAGAAAAUUCACGUAUUCUCAUGUAUCUAUUCAAUGGAUUUGGAUUGCUUUUGUUUCGAAGAUAAUCAUUUGCGACAGCCAAGGCGCGAGAAGAAGAUGUAACAGAAAAUUCGCAUUCUCGCGUAAUAAGUAUCGGUGUCGGGGAUCUGAGGAAACAUUACGCGAAUGCUUCUCGAGUUUGUUCAGCGAUUGUUCUCGCGGAAACGCGGAGGAGCGGACUUGAUUCGUAUUCGAGUAUUCUCCUAACUUUAUUAUUUUUUUUUUUCUAUAAUGUUAAGCUUACUUCGCGAGCAAUUGUGCGAUCGCGACCAGGUAAAUUAUUUCACGUUUCGUAAACAUUCUUCUCUUAUUAUCUUUAGCACGAGCGAAAGGCGUUAAUGGAGGCGUCACGUUUUUAAGAUUGUUAGUAGAUUGCACUUAUUGAUCAUAUUACGUAAAUACAGGUGAAAAAUGCAAUCUC